CGGCGAGCUCGGGGCUGGAGAGCCGGCUGCGGGGCUGCGGACGUCGGCGUCCGGGUCCGCGUCGGCGUGCGGGGCAUGGCGUGCUCCCUGCCUCCCUGCGUGGUGGACUGCGGCACCGGGUACACCAAGCUUGGCUACGCAGGCAACACAGAGCCACAGUUCAUUAUUCCAUCAUGUAUUGCCAUCAGAGAGUCAGCAAAGGUAGUGGAUCAGGCCCAAAGGAGGGUGCUAAGGGGAGUUGAUGACCUUGACUUUUUCAUAGGAGAUGAAGCCAUCGAUAAACCUACCUAUGCUACCAAGUGGCCAAUCCGACAUGGCAUCAUUGAAGACUGGGACCUCAUGGAAAGGUUCAUGGAACAGGUGGUGUUUAAGUACCUUCGAGCGGAACCCGAGGACCACUACUUUCUACUGACAGAACCUCCACUGAAUACUCCAGAAAACAGAGAAUACCUUGCAGAAAUCAUGUUUGAAUCUUUUAAUGUCCCAGGGCUCUACAUUGCAGUGCAGGCAGUGCUGGCUCUGGCUGCCUCUUGGACCUCCCGGCAAGUUGGUGAGCGCACCCUCACAGGGAUAGUCAUUGACAGUGGAGAUGGAGUCACCCACGUCAUCCCAGUGGCAGAAGGUUAUGUAAUUGGAAGCUGCAUCAAACACAUCCCGAUUGCAGGUAGAGAUAUUACGUAUUUCAUUCAACAGCUGCUAAGGGAGAGGGAGGUGGGAAUCCCUCCUGAGCAGUCCCUGGAGACCGCAAAAGCCAUUAAGGAGAAAUACUGUUACAUUUGCCCUGAUAUAGUCAGGGAAUUUGCCAAGUAUGACAUGGACCCCCGGAAGUGGAUUAAACAAUACACUGGAAUCAAUGCAAUCAACCAGAAGAAGUUCAUUAUUGAUGUUGGUUACGAACGGUUCCUGGGACCUGAGAUAUUCUUUCACCCUGAGUUUGCCAGCCCAGACUUCAUGGCAUCUAUCUCGGAUGUUGCUGAUGAAGCCAUACAGAACUGUCCCAUAGAUGUUCGUCGCCCGCUGUAUAAGAAUGUCGUUCUUUCGGGAGGCUCGACAAUGUUCAGGGAUUUUGGACGUCGUCUGCAGAGAGAUUUGAAGAGAGUGGUGGAUGCCCGGUUGAGGCUGAGCGAGGAGCUCAGCGGUGGCAGGAUAAAGCCUAAGCCGGUGGAGGUUCAAGUGAUCACGCACCAUAUGCAGCGCUAUGCCGUAUGGUUUGGAGGCUCAAUGCUGGCCUCGACUCCGGAGUUCUUUCAGGUCUGUCACACCAAGAAGGACUAUGAGGAGUAUGGGCCCAGCAUCUGCCGCCACAGCCCUGUCUUCGGAGUCAUGUCUUAGCACUGGCAUGAGAACUAUCACGGGACAGUGCUGUGUUAGGGAGCAAGUGCCCUUCAGAGCCCGAGCACCACAGUUGCUGUAAACAGUGGCGUGUGGCGUUGGUGUCCGAGCAGCCUGCGUGGCCCCGUGCAGUCUUUCCAGUAAAGCCAUUUACCUGUGUGCCGACUGUUUCUCCUCCUGGUGACCCACUUUCCCUCCUCUCUCCAUAUGUGCUUCUAGUGGACAAAUCAGCCAAAGGGAGUCAGCGCAACCUUAAAAACUCUUAGAGGAAAAAAGUCUCAAAAUAGUCCCCCAGGAAAGAACAUGGGGUGAAAGCCUUGACCCUCCCAGCCUAUUUUUGUAAAUGUUGUGAACUUGAAAUACAAAUCAAUGUUUAUAUUUCCUAUCAUUUUGUAUUUUAUGGUAUUUGGUACAACUGGCUGACACUAAGCACGAUAGAUGUUGAUAUUAUGGAAGUCUGUAAUAAAGUUUUUAAUUGUGAGGCAUGUUCUGGUAUGUUUACAGCCCCCCUCCCCCCACAAAACAGCAGACUUCCUUGCCACAUUUUCUGUUAGAGGUACUCCUGGCAGUGUGUUUGCUGGAGCUUCCUGGAACUGUUUUGUGCAAGGUAAUGGUUUGAUGUUGCUGAGGUGUUGGAUGAAAGUACCACCUUGCACCAUUAUAAUAAAAGCUGUUGGAAUCUUUA
Jaculus jaculus (lesser Egyptian jerboa) is the source of this 2017-nucleotide messenger RNA. It is a transcript of the gene Actr3b, whose product is annotated as actin related protein 3B. Gene Ontology annotation, cellular component: actin cortical patch. The transcript has 12 exons. The record is from RefSeq and is a predicted model, not a curated record. Bases 76 to 1332 code for a protein of 418 amino acids. Lineage: Eukaryota; Metazoa; Chordata; Mammalia; Rodentia; Dipodidae. Gene Ontology annotation, molecular function: actin filament binding.